AUGAUUAUUAUGCCGGUUCUAGUCAUAAGCGAAUUACUACUCAUGCUUAACCUGCAUUCGAUUUCGGCCAUUAAACCCGGAAAAGUCAUUGCUGACCUAAAUUUGUACCUAUAUUAUGGCAAUCCAAACCAUGUUGCCGCAGAGGGUUACUGUGACCGCACUCUUAAUGAUAAUUGGUGUGAUACAUAUUUUACAAUUUGCUUAACGUCAGCAAAUUCAACUGAAAAAUGUAAUGUCUACACCAAUACCACAGAAGUUCAUUACGACAAAACGUAUGUAAAGUAUGACAAAGAGCAAGCAUUUCGAAUUCCUCUAAAACACCCAAUACCCGAACCAAUAAACAUCGAAGUGACUGUCAUGGAUUACGAUCGAUUUACAGAACCUGACUUGAUUGGAGUAUUUGCAAAUGAUGUUAUGAUUCCAACGCCGAAUGUCAUCACAAGUGCCGGUCUUGUAAAUGUGAAGAAAAAUUAUCAACAAAAAGUAAAGUUGAUAAGAGUUCAGGAAGAAAGGGCCGACAAGCGAUAG
Messenger RNA from Rodentolepis nana, 528 nucleotides. Lineage: Eukaryota; Metazoa; Platyhelminthes; Cestoda; Cyclophyllidea; Hymenolepididae. The record is from the annotation of a GenBank genome assembly.